Molecule: messenger RNA, 1141 nt
Organism: Phragmites australis (common reed)
Lineage: Eukaryota; Viridiplantae; Streptophyta; Magnoliopsida; Poales; Poaceae
Exons: 5
Coding region: 16-783 (255 amino acids)
Molecular function (GO): ubiquitin binding
Source: RefSeq, a predicted model, not a curated record
UAUGCGUAAGUUGGAAUGAGAUUCUCCAUCUCCCCUGUCACGCCACUUCCGUUUCCCUUGCCCGUCACCUUUCCCUACCUUUCCCCUUCCCUCUUCCUGCCAACUUCACCGGACCACCGCCCCGACCGCGACGCAAGCACCGACGCCGCCUACCGCCCCACCGCCUCGCCUCCGCCGAUCGUUCCGAGAUUUGUUGAACAAAGAACCAUGGAAGGGUCGUUCCAGUUGAAUCCAGAUGCCAGUCCUUUCAUACCUGCAUCCCUGAGUUCAUUUGCAGACAAGACCCCUGAGAAACAAGCAGGUCCUAACAUUUCUGCAGAGUCAUCAUCAAAGGGAGACCCUUCUGGUGGCACUUCUGAUCUAUCGCAGUAUGAGGAAAAUGACCUGGAUCCAUUUGCUCUGGCCAAAUUGGUCCUUUCAAUGUUCCCAGAUGUCUCCACAGACUUCAUUGAUGAGUUACUCAAGGCAAAUGAAUUUGACAUGAAUCUGACAAUUGAUAUGCUUCAUGAGCUGAACUCACAAGAUAUGCUCCAUGAUGAUGAUGCUGAAUUGGGCUUGCUACCUUCCCCAGAUAUCAAUGACCUGCAUGACGGCCUGGGCCAACCUGGUACUGAGGUGUCGGAGACCAGCAGUGAUCUCAAUCAAGCUCCGCAGAAUGAGAAGUCAGCAACAACUUGUGAUGUGAAUUCUGUCCUGCCAACAUUCCCAAAAACCAAUUUGCUUCACAAUGACCUGGGCCUGCCUGAUGAUGAUAAGCCUGAGGGGACAUCUGUUGCAAACUGAUCUUACAUAUCAAGAAGCUCUGGCUUAUUUGAAUUACUGCAUGCUGAUGUACAUAUGAAUUGGACCCCGUAGUGUUGCCUUAGAGGACAAAGCAGUGGAAGCAAAUCUUCCUUUCUGGUUUGCAGAACUAGUUUACCGUUUCUGGUGGUCAUCCUGAGUUUUUUUUUUACUGUUGCUGAUGGUCAUCCUGAGUUUUACAGCCCGUUGUGAACUCCUUUGGUGUUCGUUUUCAGCUAGUGUAGUCUGAACCUGGCAAGUUGUGCUGCUGCAGCUCUUGUAUGAUAUUCUGCGAAGUGCUAUCCAUACUGCUUGUGGUGCUUGGGUACCAGAUUACCAGUCACAUAUGAAUGUUAGUUUA